This is a messenger RNA of Suillus subalutaceus, 867 nucleotides long. Its product is annotated as HAD phosphatase. Gene Ontology annotation, molecular function: phosphatidylglycerophosphatase activity. The record is from RefSeq and is a predicted model, not a curated record. The coding region runs from base 44 to 790 and encodes 248 amino acids. The transcript has 5 exons. Lineage: Eukaryota; Fungi; Basidiomycota; Agaricomycetes; Boletales; Suillaceae.
AAUUGAUAUAUGAAGCGAGACUGUCUUUUCACCUUUUCUAUCGAUGCCCUUGAACAUCCCAGGCAUUCUUGUUCCGUUUCACCUGCUCAAGAAUCCCCGACUUAUCAUUCCCCAUGUAACAGUAAAAGAUAUUCGCCAAAUUGAUUUUUUGGCGCUUCGAAAUGCAGGCUAUAGAGGAGCAGUCUUUGAUAAAGACAAUUGCUUGACAAUCCCGUAUAAAGAUGCUCUUGUGCCACAGCUCGAAGAUGCCUGGAAGGAAUGUCGUGAGGCAUUCGGGGAAGGAAACGUAAUAAUCGUCAGCAAUUCCGCUGGCACCAAGUUCGAUGCUGGAGGAAUCCAGGCAGAAUCGGUAUCAUAUCACCUCUCUGUCCCGGUUCUCCGACAUGACACUCUUAAGCCUGGUUAUUCCUGCAUUGCUUCGAUACGCGCCUACUUUUCGUCUCUUCGCGUUCCAAUCCCCGAUGACGAACUGGUUAUAGUCGGAGACCGUAUAUUUACGGAUGUGAUCAUGGCAAACCGAAUGCGCUCUGGCUUCGCCUCAUCUUCAAGUGACACACCUGCUCGUGCGAGGAUUGGUGGUCCCCUUGCUAUCUGGACGAAUGGUGUUUGGCAAAAAGAAAGCAUGAUGAUGCGAUGGGCGGAAAAGCGCUUAUUGGAUGUGGUUCGAAAGUGGGCGAGACACGGGGAAACGUCUUCCGUUGGUACUAACAUAUUCGUGAGGGAACUCCCUUCUCCGGAACCUCGCAAGACUGGAAGCGCACUUACUAAAUUGUUGGACAUGAUGAGAUAGCAUGGUCGGCGACUUUUCUGCGUAUAACGCCAACCACGACUCGAACUUCCUUUCAUUACAGUUCAAGUUUGCGAGAA